AUGUCUGAUCCCAAUCUAUAUUAUGCGUAUUUGUCAGUGUUCAGAAGGAUUUAUGCAUACGCGGAUGCGGCGUCGAGUGGAGUCCUUGAUUCAGACUCUGGAUCGUGCCAAACCAGAUCUCGAGAAUUCAAGGAAAACUUCAUACAACAGAUCCUUCAAACGGCUGAGCCUCAAGGAUUCAAGAGUCAACUCAUUUUCAUAAAGGGGAAGCUUCAUGAGAAAGUAAAGAUGUUCUGCUUCUUUUGGACUAUGCAACCGCCAACCGAGGAAUUGCUGGUGCAUGUUUGCAAAAUGUUUCCAGGUGCUUGUGACUUGAAGAUGUGAUUCUUCUUUUGAACUCUUCACGCUCAGUAUCCAAGGAAUUGCUGGCCUAUUUUUGCUGACUGUUCCAGGUGCCUGUUAUUUAUUCAUGGAAAAAUAAAAGGAUACAAGAUAAAACGACCAACCAAAUUAGUUAUUAAAAUGUAAUAUUGUUUAUCAUCUGAAUGUGGUGUACUAUGUAUAUCUGUAUUUAGGGUUACAUAUCAAAAUACCUUCCUUUUUGAGGUAUUCAUCUAAUUUCCCUUUUAUUGUACAGUUAUCGAUUGUUUGUUGCUGCAAGAGUUUAAACUACCUAAUGAGGUCACCUGUAGCGUUU
Messenger RNA from Gastrolobium bilobum, 637 nucleotides. RefSeq lists its product as uncharacterized. The record is from RefSeq and is a predicted model, not a curated record. The transcript has 3 exons. NCBI's taxonomy places the organism in Eukaryota, Viridiplantae, Streptophyta, Magnoliopsida, Fabales, Fabaceae. The coding region runs from base 1 to 324 and encodes 107 amino acids.